AUGCUGGGCCCCCGCGGCGUGACGCGAGCACGGCAGCUCCGCCCCCUGCGUCUUUGGCCUCGCCGGCCUGUGGGGGAUGGUUCCAUCAUGGCGUCAAUGCAGAAACGACUACAGAAAGAACUGUUGGCUUUGCAAAAUGACCCACCUCCCGGGAUGACUUUAAAUGAAAAGAGUGUUCAAAAUUCAAUUACACAGUGGAUUGUAGACAUGGAAGGUGCACCAGGUACCUUAUAUGAAGGGGAAAAAUUUCAACUCCUAUUUAAGUUUAGUAGUCGAUAUCCUUUUGACUCUCCUCAGGUCAUGUUUACUGGUGAAAAUAUUCCCGUUCAUCCUCAUGUUUAUAGCAAUGGUCAUAUCUGUUUAUCCAUUCUCACAGAAGACUGGUCCCCAGCGCUCUCAGUCCAGUCAGUCUGUCUUAGCAUUAUUAGCAUGCUGUCCAGCUGCAAAGAAAAGAGACGACCACCAGAUAAUUCUUUUUAUGUUCGAACAUGUAACAAGAAUCCAAAGAAAACAAAGUGGUGGUAUCAUGAUGAUACUUGUUGAUGCCACUGUUAUCAUCCUCCUAGCAGAAGAUAGUCCUACUGAGAAAAUGAGCACUUUGAUCAUUCAGUCUUUGAACUUUAACCUUUGACUGGAAGUGACCUAUAGGCAAUGAAGACUACUUCCUUUUACUGCAUUUUUACUCGUGUGCAUUCUGGGCGCAUGUUGAUCGCUGGUUCAGUCCAGGCAACUGACAUGCUUUUAUUAGUCAUACAGUAUUAAUGCAGGUGUCAGGAAAUGUCAAAUAUAAUUCCAUUUUUUAUUUUUAUUUUUUUAAGCUUUUGGAAAAGUUCCAGGUCCUCACGUAUUGUGCAAUAACAAUGACUUCCUUGGCGGUUUUGGGACGUUCAUUGCCGGCAAUGGACGUUGUAAAAGAAAAGGUUUUCAUUUACUCCUGCCACCAAAUGGUUAAUGCAUGAUAAGGGCCUAUGAAAUGAACUUAUUGGUUAUAAUGGGAUUAUAAAUAAAGUGAGGGAUCCAACAUUACUUUGAAAGUCACCCCAACGGUUUAUAUUUGGAUUCUAUGCACUGUGAUCCUACGGUUAGCAGCAUGAAUUAACAUGCGUCUUAAAGGACUGUAAUGAAAGAUCAUUGCAUAUUUAUUGAAUUGUUUAUAUCUGCUGUCAAAUUGUUUUGACAUGGAAGGUUUUCAAGUAACAUUGGCAGAGAGGUACAAUAUGUUAUCCCUAUGGUGAAAUAAACUCAUUUGUUGUAUAUAGUUCCUCAAAUCUCUGAAGUAAAGGUAUGAGUAAUAUAGGGUGUGAAUGGUUUAAUCAAGGCUUUAUUUUGGAAGUUAAAAAAAAAUGGCAGUGAUGAUUGAAUUGCUGCAGUCCAUAAUUUGGGCUUGUAAUUUGUACAUUGAAGAUUUUUCCAAGUAGAUUACACUCUGUUACUUCCUGCUAGCCAUCAGCAUGAGCCCUACUGCCUAAACACUAUUUCAUUUAUUUAUGUUUGGAAAAUCCAUAAACAUUUUUGUUUGCAAUCUUGUUUCUUUUGUUAUGUUUUAAGUCAAGUUUGAAUGUUACAAUACUUUAAUUGGAAACUUUUGUCAAGUUUUUUUCUUGUAAAUUUUCUUUACUUGUAAGCAUCAUCUUGUCCUUCAAUCCUGUACCCUAAAAUAAGAAAUACAUUUUUGACAGAGGCUUAAUGUUUUAACGAAAGUGUGGACAUUUUUAUUUUAAAAUUUAGGCAAAGGUACACCUAUAACAUGGUAUGUUUGCUUAUUUGUCUCACACAAUCAUACAUUUUUUCCUGGUGGGAUUUGUUUUAUUUAGUAUUUUUGUUGUUGUUGUUGUUGUUAUUUAAAAGACUUUGCUUAUAGCUAGGUAAAGUUUUUCUACAGGGAAAAAUUUGUUGAAAGGUCCUAAGUAUUCUCAGUACUAAGUAAUGGUACUGCAACUAGGUUCUCUUUUUAAAAAGCAAUUAAUGUAUUUUAUAAAUUACCUUUUCACAUAUGCAAAAUCUGUUUCUACUACAAUGUUAUUUUUACUAAUGCCUUAUUGUUGAGCUCUUUUUGAAAUAUCCUGCAGUGAAUAUAGUAAUCAAUUUGGGCUUAAAAAUAAAGCUAAUUGGCUGAAAGAUUCAAAAUAUGUACCCCAGCAAAACCAAUCAAUAAUUGGCAAGAAUAUUUUUAAAAUAUUGUUUUUAAUCUCUGUAUAGAUGACAUUUUAUAGCUUUGUACAUGUUGUUAACUAAGGGCAUAUAAUUUUACACUCUAAAAAAGUAUAUAAUUGCUGAACUCAGGGGUGGGUAGACUUCAAAAAUACGUCUGCUGUAGAAAUAACUUGAAAAAAACAAACCGUGUCCAGCUACCAAAUUGUGGGCAUUGUUUAUAAAACUACUAGUUAACAACUACCACUUUUUAAAAAUUAUACACAUUUUUGUUCUAUCUUGACUAGAUAUACAUAAGUUCUCACAGUGGUCUCUAUCAGCCAUAUUAGUUGGCCUGUUUAACCAAGACAGAAAAUGUUUUUUGGAAUGCUUUGAACUACUCUUAGUUUUUGACUUCUUUUUAAUAUGAAAUUUGCAGUUGGAAAUUAUGUAUGUUCAUAUUUUACAUAAUUGCUCUAAACUACUGAUUGAUUUGAUCAUUUUCCAGUGGGGAAAAAAAUCUGUCCAGACUGCUGGUCUUCUUACUAAAAUCAUUUUAUAAAGAGAUGACCUGUGGCAUUUAUUCACCAAAGCAAGGAUUAAUAAUGCUCUACUAUAGAUUAAUAGGUCACGCAUAGACUCAACUGAGUUUUUUAGAAUAAAAAUGACAGUAUUUUAACAUACCUCUCUCUACAUACAGAUAUCAUAAAAUAGGUUAAAAUGAAGCAGAGGAAAGUAAUGCAAAACCAAAUAAUUUUGGUACAUUUUUAUGGUUUAAAGAAAAGAAGACGAAACAUCCUAAAUGUAGGAGUGCCAACCAUUCAGAAAUUGUAAUCAGACAAAAGUUUGUUCAUUACUCCUUUUGAAUUUAGGAAUUACUGAAAACUCUUUUGCACUUAGAUUUAAUUAUUAAUUUUAAAUAUAAGUUACAUUAUUAAAAGACAUAAGAAGUUUACCGGAAUCAUUGCUUUAGAAAGGGCAAUUAAUUGCUUUGUAAUAAGAAGAAUGUUUUCUGUAAUGUGUUGUUCCCUGACAGCCAGAAUACCAAGAAAAUGUACAUAGGAACAUGUUCCUUCCCUUUUCCCUGCAUCCCCUCAGUGGGGCACUAUUUGCUGCAUAGGUCUACAGAAUUAUACUUUCAUAUUUAGAAUAAUAUGUACUCUCUUCCUUUUUAUUUAUUUAUUUAUUUAUUUUAGGCCAUUCUUCUGGUUUGCCAAAUUCUGUUAAGACAGCGAUACAUUCAGUUCUUUAUUUAUGCAUGUUUAGGUCGUGAACCUGGUGCCCUUUCAAAAAAGAAAAUGUCAGGUUAGGUGUUAAUAUUAUAGAUUUUGAAGGGAGAUUGGAUUUAGUUGUAUUUUUUUUUAAAAUAAUAACGUUUUAUGGCUGUUAAGGAAUUAAUAUUCACCUCUAAAGGACUUACAUGUAUAAUUCCUUAUUUUAUCUAGCAGGGAAAUAAAGCAUUUUUUUAUCCCCAGAAGAAAAUGCUGAAAAUAGCUUUUGUAUAGUCAACAGUUCGACCAGAGAAAGAUCUUAAGCCUCGUUGUUUUGACUAGGUAUAUAAAUAUUUGGUAUCAAGUAACUAGAAUAGUUUAUUACUUUUUCCCUUCUGACAUUUCAAAUAUAUGCAAGAAAAUAUGUAUCAUUAGAUUUCUGUGCUGGAUAAUAAUUUCUUCAGAUUCUAAAACAGGUAUCUGGUGACUGCUUCAUUUGUUCCCAGACUGCAUCACAGGUGAAUUGACAAACAAUGGAAAUGAGUAGUGAUAAUGGAAAUGGUAUGUAACUACAUUUUUUUUGUUUCUGGUAAUCAAGUCUUAUUUUUUAAAAAAGCCUAUUGUUUUUGAAAAUUGAGAUAUUUAAAACUUGUUAAAACUUCUUGCAAAAAAUAGAAGAGAAGAGGAGGUACUGUGUGUUCAAAUUUUUUUAAAUAAAGAAUUCAGUGUCACUAGUUCUAAGCCUUUAUGGUUACUGUUGCUUCUAUUUCUCGAUCUCACUGUAAGUUUUUUGGUACAUAUUUUAGCUGAAUGCUUAAAUUUUCAUUCGUGUUUAAUUUUGUAUAUAACUUAGUUUUCAAGAACUGAGGCUUAGCCAUACUUUU
Trichechus manatus latirostris (Florida manatee) is the source of this 4225-nucleotide messenger RNA. It is a transcript of the gene UBE2W, whose product is annotated as ubiquitin conjugating enzyme E2 W. Lineage: Eukaryota; Metazoa; Chordata; Mammalia; Sirenia; Trichechidae. The record is from RefSeq and is a predicted model, not a curated record.